UUCUUGUGUCAGAGCCGUUGCAGUCAUAGUCAGAUUUUUAUUUUGAAUUGGAAGUUUUUAUUGUUUUUCACGGUUUUUAUCGCAAAAUAUAGCUCUAAAUUUCAGGUGAAUAAACACGUAAUCGUGAUUAUUCAUCCAAACUUUAGAAAUGGCUUCGCCAGAUGGGUCACCGAAAUUCGCCUACAAACUUCCGGAGAAACUAAUUAAAAAUGCAAUGGAUAUGGCUAGGUGGGAGCAGUCAGAGGCCUAUUACGAUCUUUUGGGUUUCAUCAGCACCAUGUGUGUGGCUCUGCAGGCCACUAAGCAAAGCCAAUCGGUGGAAAUAAAUCCAGUUAUACAGAAGUUAAUAGAUGCAUUAAAGCGGCUGGAACAAUUAGCAAUUGAAACCCCACCGGUAGAUCAACCAGCAAGGUUUGGCAAUGUCGCCUACAAGACCUGGUUCCAGAAGAUGCAAAACGAGAGUUUGGAUCUCAUCACUGGUGCCCUGCCGGAUAAUCUCAAGGAUGCCGCUCCGGAGCUCAAUUUAUACUUUGUGGAGUCAUUUGGCAAUGCAACCAGGAUUGAUUACGGGACUGGGCACGAACUUUCGUUCUUAAUGUUUCUGAUGUGUCUUUUUAAAAUUGAGGCCAUUGAUCGAAAGGAUGAAGUCGCCGUUGGUUUGCGCCUAUUUCAUCAGUACCUGAAUUUCGUGCGAAAGUUACAGGUAACAUACCGAAUGGAACCAGCUGGAAGUCAUGGCGUGUGGAGUCUCGAUGAUUUUCAGUUCGUCCCAUUCAUUUGGGGUAGUGCUCAGCUAGCCGUCAAUAGUCCCAUCGAUCCAGCGAAGUUUGUCGAAGACGAAACAAUUGAUGAGUAUCGGAAGGAGUUUCUUUUCAUUGGAUGUAUUGACUACAUCAGGCAGGUCAAAACUGGACAUUUUGCUGAACACUCGAAUCAGCUGUGGAGCAUAAGUGCUGUACCGUCGUGGGCAAAAAUUAGCACUGGGCUUAUUAAGAUGUACCAAAAGGAGGUACUCUCAAAGUUUCCUGUUAUUCAGCACGUUUAUUUUGGUUCGAUUCUUACCUUGAAUCCUGUGAAGCCAGGUACGAAGCUACCGAAUCCUCGGUUGGGCCAGUUACCGCGGCAAAUGGGACCACCGGCUCCGCCCAAGUUUGCACCGGAAUAAAGCAAGUGAGAUUGAUAGUAGUGUGAUCAUAUUAUAAAUUAAACGCGCUGAAUAAAUUAUUCAAUAAAAGUUUCAACGAUGCAGGUAGUUUGAUCAGAAA
Messenger RNA from Topomyia yanbarensis, 1265 nucleotides. RefSeq names its product serine/threonine-protein phosphatase 2A activator-like. The transcript has 2 exons. Lineage: Eukaryota; Metazoa; Arthropoda; Insecta; Diptera; Culicidae. Bases 149 to 1165 code for a protein of 338 amino acids. Gene Ontology annotation, biological process: mitotic spindle organization. The record is from RefSeq and is a predicted model, not a curated record. Gene Ontology annotation, cellular component: protein phosphatase type 2A complex; nucleus; cytoplasm. Gene Ontology annotation, molecular function: peptidyl-prolyl cis-trans isomerase activity; protein tyrosine phosphatase activator activity.